GCUCAUGGCAGGGCUGCUCCGUCCCUCCAGCCCCAGAGAACAGACAAAGGGAAAGUUUCUUUCCCAAUUUUAAAAAAGUUCUACCUUCCCCUUGGCCCUGUGGGCCAGGCGCCCCCUUUCCCUUCUUGACCUGGGGGACUUUUUGCUCCUUUACAGGUAAAGCAAGUCGAGGACAGCUACCAAGAGGGAUUUGACAGCUAACCGGCUGGCUGCUUCCCGGAUCCCAGCGCUGCCCCCCAGGCAAUGGCGUCUCCCCGGAUCCUCAGCACCGUCCUGGCCCUGCUCAGCCUCCUGCUGCUGCUGGUGGCCCUGGGCUCCGACCACUGGCUGGUGGACGACGCCAUCCUCGGGUCCCUCCAUGAGGGGCUGUGGAAGAGCUGCCUGAAUUCGGUGUGUGGACAAAUUUCUUCAGCAUCAGUCUCUUUAAAGGUCACCAGGGUUUUCACAGUGCUGGGCGUGAUCGCUGGGUCGGUCUCCUCGUUCGCUCUCCUCGCCUCGUUCCUGCACUCCCACCCCGGCUCCGUGUCCCUGACCUUGGUCUCCUUCCUGGGCAGCUUCAGUGCGGGGCUCUGUGCCAUGAUCGCCCUGGCCGUGUACACAGGGGAGUUCGCUGGGGCCGUGAAUGCCGCCCAGCGCCAAGCCACCUUCGGCUGGUCCUUCGGCCUCGGCUGGGCCUCCUUCCCCCUCUUCCUCAUCACUGGUGCCCCCUGGUUCGCGUGUUAUUUGACGGGAGGAGGGGGCCCCCGGCUGCAAGGACAGCCAGCCUGUGAAACGUACCACAGCUUCGGGUGUGACAAAUCGGUCGCUUUGCUGUUGAUUUAGCCAGUGACCUUAGCUCAAUCUGGGACCCGCUGAGAGGAGCAAAUCGCGGAGCCCAUGAGUCCAGGCGCUGGCAGCCCCCCGGAGCUGCUGAGCGGGAGGGUGUGGGUGCAAGGAGCCAGCCAGAUGCCCCCUUCCACCAAGCUCUGC
Messenger RNA from Chelonia mydas (Green sea turtle), 969 nucleotides. RefSeq names its product protein NKG7. The transcript is spliced from 6 exons. Lineage: Eukaryota; Metazoa; Chordata; Testudines; Cheloniidae. Gene Ontology annotation, cellular component: plasma membrane. Bases 244 to 822 code for a protein of 192 amino acids. The record is from RefSeq and is a predicted model, not a curated record.